Messenger RNA from Pocillopora meandrina, 3307 nucleotides. Lineage: Eukaryota; Metazoa; Cnidaria; Anthozoa; Scleractinia; Pocilloporidae. The record is from the annotation of a GenBank genome assembly.
CCGUGUAUCCUCAACCCCUGUCAGAGAGGAGCGAAAUGUCUGCCGUUCCCUGGGAAUGAUUUCACUUGUAAAUGCCCGGCGGGCACCACCGGAAAAAUUUGCAACAAAGGUAAGCGAGGAUAUCAUCUCUCACUUGUUCUACUUAUUUGCAUCUAUUUUACAAGUGAAGGCCACGUGAAAGAGCUUCAGAUAAAUGUCGAGUGUAGUUCUUAAAUAUGACAUAUUUGAAUAAAAUGGGACAUUUUUGUGAUUUUUCCUUCAUUUUGCUGACCUUUAUCGUUUGUCUGUUACGUGACAUCCCCUAGCUGAUGUCAAAAUAAAGUUGAAACGAAAAUUGUCAGCAAACGACAUUUGGACAUUGUUUGCGUACAAUAGCAACACACCUAUUUUGCAAGCUGUGCGGCAUUUUGGACAAAACAAAGGAGGAGGCUCUCAUGACGUCGGUCUUUGACGGAUCUUAAGCAUUGACCAAUCACAGCGCGCGUAAUAUUAAUUUUAGUUGAACUGUUCUCACAGAUGUCGACGAAUGUGCAGACAACAAUGGUGGAUGCUCACACGACUGUAGCAAUACAGAUGGAAGUUAUGAAUGUCUUUGUCCUGAUGCAGAGUUGUCAUUAGCUGAUGAUAAACACACUUGUGAAGGUAAAUUGCAGCCGGAAAAGCCCCGGAAAUAACUUUACAAUCCAAUGUAAAACAUAAAAAUACGAUUAUACGAGUAUAUCUAUAAACUACAUUUCAUUUGAAUUAGAUUUAACUGUUUUUCGGCUUCCUAAAACUCAAUGGGAAUAAAAAAACUAAUUUAUUCAAAAGAAAUUAUUUCGGAAAAUGUGUUUCGAAAAAGAUAUUCCUUUGCUAUUAAAGUUAAUAGAAAAUACGGUUUCAGCUUUAGUAUUUAUUCCUAGCUCUUUGAAGUUCUCAUAGAAGUUCAUGUAAUGACAAAAUGUCGUCUCGUUUAUUUCUGAAAGCCCGAUGAGUUACCGUCCAAUUUCUGCGAAAUCAUAUUUUGCGCUAUCACUAAAGAAGGCAAAGUAAAAACAAGUGAGUUAUCUGAAUCGUGGGAAACUGCAGCGACCAGGUUGUGAGUGGUAUUAACUUUGCCUCUGAUCGGUUUAGAUGGCUGCAAAGUAUAAAGUAAAGCCAGUAUAAACCAAGCUUGCUUGUGGCAAUCCAUUGAAAAAUUAUUAUUGUUUACAACGAACACAAUUUAUUCUUUUUGUAGCUCAAGGAGUCACUGUGGAUUGUCGUCAAAAUGACAUGUCCAUUAGUAUCCCCAAGCUCAUACUCAAAGGAAUGGACAGAGAACAUCUUCGCCUCCUGGACCCGAAGUGUGGAGCAACAGAAACUAAAACGCAUUUUGAUCUCAAAACGCCGCUGACUGGCUGUGGCACUAGAAAAAAGCAUACCAAGGCUGCCAUUGUGUACAGUAACAAGGUCCUAGAGAUUCCACUGAAAAAAUCUGGUCUCAUCACACGCGUCAGAGAGAUUGAGAUCCCAUUCAGUUGCUAUUAUUCCAACAGUAGAUUGGCUACGGCUGUUGGAUUAAAACCAAAGAACAGAAAACUGAUCUUCAUGGAAAAAGGGAAGGGAAAAUUUACAGUUGUCUUGGAGAUAUUUCACAGUCAAAGGUAAUAUUAAAGGGCUCAUUUUGAGUUUAAACUCAUUUUUAGCUUAACUCCCUUGAAAUAACAAAUAACGAGGAGCGCUCACGCGUUAAACAUUCCUAAAAAUUUGCAAUACCUAGAUUGUGUCCUAUGCUGAAAAUCAUUGAAAACGAUGACUUUAAUACCAGGUCCUAGAAAUCUUUAAAUACCGUAACUCUUUCAUGAAAAUAAAAAGACGAAACCUCAACUUGCAUUUCUCGUUCGAUCAGCACAUUGACACGGAAAAAUGACCUAACGGACCUUUUCUAUUUCAAAAGCUUUCCCUCUUGAAAAUGAUAGUGCGAAAUAAAAUUCGUCUACUUAUAGACAAGUUAUUGAUUUAGAGCAAAAAAAGCUUCCGCAUGAAUAACUUCUUUUGCAGAUUCACCACACCAUACAAAUCCGAUGAUUUUCCUAUUUCUUUGAAACUCCGCCAAAGUAUGUUCGUACAAGGGAGAGUGGACAGCAAGGAUAAAAAGCUAUCAAUUCUGCUUGAAAAUUGUUUUGCCACGCCCACUGCCAACGAGAGUGAUGCCACAAAACAUGAAAUCAUUUCUGAUGGGUAAGCCUGUUACAUCAGUAUCUUUAUCUUUUCUUGCCCUAAAAUAAUCUUUCGUCAAUUUUACAUAACAUUGAAAAGACAUUUCCUACAAACGGAAAAUAGGUCCGAGGUACGUGCGCCUGGUUACUUUAUUAAUUCAUCAUUUUUUUAUCUUACAGCUGUGCUGUCGACGAUACAGUCCAACAGCUUCCCUCCUCAGGAGGCAAAUCUCGUUUCAGUCUCGAAACUUUUCAAUUCGUCAAGCAGCCCUUCGUUUUUAUACACUGUCACGUGGUUAUCUGCAAAGCAUCUGACCGCAAGUCGAGGUGUGCCCGAGGAUGCGAAUCGGGUGGCCGAGUGAGGCGUGAGCUUGAAGAACAAAAAGUGUAUUCGCUAGCACAAGGACCAAUAACACUAGACUAUCGGAAUGCUUUUGAACAAGAUGAAAAAAAUACUAAUGAUAAACCGGCCACAGAAGGUAAUUUGUGAGUUCCUAACUUUUUUUCUGAUUUUAAAGGUUAGCUCUAGGACAAACGGUCUAAGAAGGAAUAGUGGAUGAGAAUAUGACGAGCAUUACGACUAUAACUUUGAUUAAAAUCAAGACUUCUUUUAUUGAUUUAAGUUUUGGUGUCAGAACUCACGGAAAUAUGAGAGAAAAUUAAUACAAAAUUAGCCCAAUAUUCAGCUUUGGAAAAUUUAAUUUCCGAUUAAUUAAAAGCAUAAAGAGAAGCUAGUAGCGUAAGAUUCGAUAAUAGUAAAAUAAAAAAAUUAAAUUUACGAAGCUAAAGCCGAAGAUAUGAAGGAAAUCAAAAUAUUUUUAUUCCAUCAUCACAGACAGAUAAUCUAAACGCACAAAAAUUAAUCCCAAUGAAAACAUUACACUUUUAAAUUUGAUAAAGUAAAAUUUGUGUGGAUCGACUACUUCCUUGUCAAUUCCUUUAAAAGAAAUUCCCAUCAGAAAUAAGCUUACUUUACACUGGAAAUUUUCUAUAACGACUGUACUGUGAAUGUCUUUUUCUUUUCAGCGGAUAUGAACAUCCCAAUUCUUACUGCUCUGGCCGCCUUGACAGCUCUUUCUGUGUUCGGUAUGGCAUUUACGGCGAUGAGAAGGCGACAGCUCAAUUAA